Molecule: messenger RNA, 538 nt
Organism: Staurois parvus
Lineage: Eukaryota; Metazoa; Chordata; Amphibia; Anura; Ranidae
Source: the annotation of a GenBank genome assembly
UGCUCAUCCCCUGUACUGUGUCCGCAGUCUCUGCUCAUCCCCUUUACUGUGUCCGCAGUCUCUGGUUAUCUCCUGUACUGUGUCCGCAGUCUCUGCUCAUCCCCUGUACUGUGUCAGCAGUCUCUGCUCAUCCCCUGUACUGUGUCAGCAGUCUCUGCUCAUCCCCUGUACUGUGUCAGCAGUCUCUGCUCAUCCCCUGUACUCAUGGCCGCAGUCUCUGGUCAUCUCCUGUACUGUGUCCGCAGUCUCUGGUCAUCUCCUGUACUGUGUCCGCAAUCUCUGGUCAUCUCCUGUACUGUGUCCGCAGUCUCUGGUCAUCUCCUGUACUGUGUCCGCAGUCUCUGGUCAUCUCCUGUACUGUGUCCGCAGUCUCUGGUCAUCUACUGUACUAUGUACGCAGUCUCUGGUCAUCUCCUGUACUAUGUCCGCAGUCCCUGGUCAUCUCCUGUAGUAUGUCCGCAGUCUCUGGUCAUCUCCUGUAGUAUGUCUGCAGUCCAUUAGUUCAAAAUAUUUUUUUUUUCUUGUUUUCCUCCUCUGA